This is a messenger RNA of Lepus europaeus (European hare), 843 nucleotides long. It is a transcript of the gene LAMP5, whose product is annotated as lysosomal associated membrane protein family member 5. The record is from RefSeq and is a predicted model, not a curated record. Gene Ontology annotation, cellular component: membrane. Lineage: Eukaryota; Metazoa; Chordata; Mammalia; Lagomorpha; Leporidae. The transcript has 6 exons. The coding region runs from base 1 to 843 and encodes 280 amino acids.
AUGGAUCGCCAGGGAAGAGCCGUUCUGGGCGUCCCCACACUUGGAGUUCUGCUGAUGCUGUUCCAUACAUUGGCUCAAAUCGUAGCAGAACAAGAAGUGGAAAAUCUCUCAGGCCUUUCCACUAACCCUGAAAAAGAUAUAUUUGUGGUGCGGGAAAAUGGGACGACGUGUCUCAUGGCAGAGUUUGCAGCCAAAUUUAUUGUACCUUAUGAUGUGUGGGCCAGCAAUUACGUAGAUCUGAUCACAGAACAGGCUGACAUCGCGCUGACCCGGGGAGCCGAGGUGCAGGGCCACUGUGGCUACAACGAAUCGGAGCUGCAGGUGUUCUGGGUGGAUCGCGCGUACUCGCUCAAAAUGCUGUUUGUAAAGGAAAGUCACAACACGUCCAAGGGCCCCGAGGCGACGUGGAGGCUGAGCAAGGUGCAGUUUGUCUACGACUCUUCCGAGAAGACCCACUUUAAGGACGCCGUUCGCGCUGGGAAGCACACAGCCAACUCGCAUCACCUGUCUGCCUUGGUCACCCCCGCUGGCAAGUCCUACGAGUGUCAGGCUCAGCAGAGCAUUUCUCUAGCCUCCAGUGAUCCCCAAAAGACGGUCACAAUGAUCCUGUCGGCAGUGCACAUCCAACCCUUUGACAUCGUCUCAGACUUCGUCUUCAGUGAAGAGCAUAAAUGUCCAGUGGAUGAGCGGGAGCAAUUGGAGGAAACCUUGCCCCUGAUUUUGGGACUGAUACUGGGCCUCGUCAUUGUGGUAACACUCGUGAUUUACCACAUCCACCACAAAAUGACUGCCAAUCAGGUGCAGAUCCCUAGGGACCGGUCCCAGUAUAAGCACAUGGGCUAG